AUGGCUGAACGUGGAGGGUUCCCUGGCGGUUUUGGUGAGAGCCGUGGUGGUGGUCGCAGUGCCCGAGGUGGACGAGGUGGUAGGGGUGGGCGUGGAGGCAGAGGCGGCCGUGGUGGGGCUCGAGCAGCCGGUCGCGACGGCACAGCAGCGCACGAGGAGUGGAUCCCGACCACUAAGCUGGGACGGCUCGUGAAAGACGGCAAAAUACCAUCGCUUGAGCACAUUUACCUGUUCUCGCUUCCGAUUAAGGAGCCAGGAAUUAUCGACUAUUUUCUCGGACCUCGUCUCCAGGAUGAGGUAUUGAAGAUCAUGCCUAUUCAGAAACAGACGCAGGCGGGUCAGCGAACGCGCUUUAAGGCUAUUGUUGUUGUUGGUGACGGAAACGGGCACGUCGGUCUCGGAGUCAAGAGCGCGAAGGAGGUUGCGACUGCAAUUCGCGGAGCUAUGCUUGCUGCGAAGCUUGCAGUCGUUCCCGUGCGACGCGGCUUCUGGGGCAGCAAGCUCGGUCUACCGCACACUGUGCCGUGUAAGGUUAGUGGGAAAGCCGGCUCAGUAACGCUGCGAUUAGUGCCGGCUCCACGUGGUACCGGUAUAGUGGCAGCGCAGGUACCGAAGAAGAUACUUCAGUUUGCAGGUUUGCAGGACGUGUAUACGCAGUGCACUGGCCACUCGAAAACUCUGGGGAAUUUCGCCAAAGCGACUUACGAUGCACUGAAAAAGACAUACAGCUUCCUCACCCCCGAUCUAUGGAAAGAGACGAAAUUGAUGCCGCCUCCACAGGAACAAUUCUCGGUAUACCUCUCCAAACUAGAGAAGUCUACGACAUAA
This is a messenger RNA of Cyanidioschyzon merolae strain 10D, 828 nucleotides long. RefSeq names its product 40S ribosomal protein S2. Bases 1 to 828 code for a protein of 275 amino acids. Gene Ontology annotation, biological process: translation. The transcript has a single exon. The record is from RefSeq and is a predicted model, not a curated record. Lineage: Eukaryota; Rhodophyta; Bangiophyceae; Cyanidiales; Cyanidiaceae. Gene Ontology annotation, cellular component: ribosome; cytosolic small ribosomal subunit. Gene Ontology annotation, molecular function: structural constituent of ribosome; RNA binding.